Messenger RNA from Postia placenta MAD-698-R-SB12, 885 nucleotides. RefSeq lists its product as hypothetical. Bases 1 to 885 code for a protein of 294 amino acids. The transcript has a single exon. Gene Ontology annotation, molecular function: endonuclease activity; DNA binding. The record is from RefSeq and is a predicted model, not a curated record. NCBI's taxonomy places the organism in Eukaryota, Fungi, Basidiomycota, Agaricomycetes, Polyporales, Adustoporiaceae.
AUGCGGGUGGAGGAUAUUACUAAUAGAGAAUUAAUAGAUAGCGAUUCCAAUGAUAUUGGUAAUGAGACCUUAGAUCUUAUAUUAAAAAGUUUACCUACACAUAAAUUACCUGAUCCCAAGAAACCUAAUAAUAAACAUAUAUUAGAAAAAUUGGAAAAUAUUCAAGCAGAAGCUAAGUUUAUAGGUAUUAAAGAGUCUAAAACAGAGAUUCAUCUUAAUAUUAAAAAUAAAGCUGGUGUAUAUAUGUUCUUUAAUUUAGUAAAUGGUAAUACAUAUAUAGGGAGUAGUGUUAAAUUAGAUAGAAGAUUUAGAGUACAUAUAAGUUGUAUAGGUUCAGUUAAUUUACAUUUAUACAAUGCUUUUAGUAAAUAUGGGCUUAAUAAUUUUGUAUUUUUAAUUUUACAAUACUGUGAUCCCGUAGAAGAAAUUUGCUUAGGAUUAGAACAAAGUUUUCUUGAUUUAUAUAAACCUAAAUAUAAUAUAUUAAAAAUAGCUGGAUCUUCCCAAGGAUUUAAACACUCUCCGGAUACAAUUGCAAAACUUAAAAAAAGUGCAGCUGGAAAAUUACAUCCUAGAUUUGGGUCUAAAGCUAGUGAAGAACAGAAACUUUUAACAAGUUUAGCUUUAAAAAAAUAUUACAAAGAUCAUGAUCAUCACAGUAAAGGUAAAAAAGGUAAAUUAUCUUCUCAAUAUGGAAUUGGAGGUACUAAUAUUAUUAUGACUAAUGAAUUUAGUGAAACUAUUUCAUUUCCAUCUAUUAAUAGUGCUAGAUUUCACUUCAGAGUUAGAUUUACAACUAUCUCCAAAAAUAUUAAUAAUUCUAUUUUAAUUAAAGGAGUUAAAUGGUUUAUAACAACUAAAAACUCUACCUCGGACAAAGAGUAA